Messenger RNA from Dovyalis caffra, 2103 nucleotides. Lineage: Eukaryota; Viridiplantae; Streptophyta; Magnoliopsida; Malpighiales; Salicaceae. The record is from the annotation of a GenBank genome assembly.
AUGGAACCAAACAUAGAGGAGGCUGUCAGGGCAAAAGAGAUUGCUGAGAAGCGAUUUGCUGAAAGAGAUUUUGCUGGUGCAAAGAACUAUGCUUUAAAGGCAAAAACUUUGUGUCCUGGAUUAGAGGGUAUAUCUCAGAUGGUGGCCACUUUUGAAGUUUAUAUUGCAUCUCAGGCUAAAUGCAAUGGUGAAAUUGACUGUUUCUCUGUUCUUGGAUUGAAGCCUUCUGCAGAUAAAGAUGCAGUGAAAAGGCAGUAUAGGAAGAUGGCCGUGUUGCUCCAUCCUGAUAAGAAUAAAACUGUGGGAGCUGAUGGAGCAUUUAAACUUGUAUCUGAAGCAUGGACUAUGUUGUCAGAUAGUCUUAAGAAAAAAUCUUAUGAUGUCAAGAGAAACAAACAGAUGGCAUCUUGUGUUGUUCAGACAAACUUAUCUUCAGUUCAUGCUGCUGGGGUUACAGGAUACAACCAUUGUUCAAAUUCACCCACUGCUCAUGGACUUGACACUUUUUGGACAGUUUGCACCUCUUGUAAAGUUCAGUAUGAGUAUCUUCGGAAGUAUGUGAAUAAGAGACUUUCUUGUAAGAACUGCCGGGGUACUUUCAUUGCCGUGGAAACCGGGACAGCUCCAGUCAAUGGUUCUUUCCCUUACUGUCCUUGGUCAUGUGUCCCUGGUAAUGGUUAUAGAAGUCAUGGUUAUGAUGGGGUUGCAUAUGUCCCAACCACCACUGCCUUAUAUACAGGAAAUGGGGUCUCGGGAUUGCAUGCUGGACAUGGUUAUGAGUAUGUUUCAAAUGUAUCAUUUCAGUGGAGCUCAUUCUCUGGAACUUCUGGGAGUGUUGUUGGCUCCAAUGGAUCAUGUACAGUACCUGCUGAUACUGUUUAUCAGGCUAAUGGAAAUGUUAGUGCAGCAAAGGUUAAACCAGCAGCCAAUGGAAGGCGAUCUAUGAAAACUGUCACUGCGAAAAUAAACCCUGAUGUCCCUGCAAGCUGUAAUGAAUCUUCGGGCUCCAAGACUGGUAGACCUGAUAAGAAAAGGAAGGUUGUCAUUGGAUCCACUUUUAGAAAUGGGUGUGAAGAAAAAGAACCUAAGUCUGGUUCUGAAUUAAGAUUGGCUAAUGGAUAUGCACAUGUUGAGCAUGAUGCCAAGCUUUCCUGUCCGAGUGAAGUUCCAUCAAAACGCAGUUCAAUUGCACCGGCUUUUGAUGCUAGAAAGUUGUUGAUUGACAAGGCAAGGACUGACAUCAGGAAGAAAUUGGAGGAGAUGAGAUUAGCUUCAGCUGCAGCAGUUAAGGAGAACAUGAAAGAUCAACCCACGGAGGCAGGAGGGGCUCCUAAACAAGCAAAUUUGGAUGUUUCUGGUCGUCAAACAAAGCCAAACAAAAUCGGGCCAAUCUCGAUAACGGUCCCUGACCCUGAUUUCCAUGAUUUUGACAAAGAUAGAGCUGAGGAAUGCUUCAAGCCAAAACAAAUAUGGGCUUUGUAUGAUGAAGAUGAUGGUAUGCCUCGCAUAUACUGUUUGAUUCGCCAGGUGGUCUCAGUUAAUCCCUUUAAGAUUCACAUCACUUACUUGAACUCUAAAACUGAUAGUGAAUUUGGGGUGGUGAAUUGGAUAGAUUCUGGGUUUACUAAAUCUUGCGGACACUUCAGGGCAUGGAAUUCUGAUGUUGCUGAUCAAGUGAACAUUUUCUCUCAUGUUUUGAAAGGAGAAAAGGCUGGUAGAGGUGGCUGUGUUCGGAUAUACCCCAAAAGUGGAGAUGUUUGGGCUGUUUAUCGAAACUGGUCACCUGAUUGGAACAGAUCGACCCCAGAUGAUGUCAGGCACCGGUAUGAGAUGGUUGAGGUCCUUGAUAAUUACUCUGAAGAGCUUGGAGUUUGUGUUACUCCUCUGAUCAAGUUGGCUGGUUUCAAAACGGUAUACCAAAGGAACUCGGACACAGAUGCCAUUCGAUGGAUUCCAAGAAGAGAGAUGGUACGCUUUUCUCACCAGGUGCCUUCUUGGUCACUUGAAGGAGAAGCUAGUAAUUUGCCAGGAAAGUGUUGGGAUCUGGACCCAGCUGCAACUCCAGAUGAGCUACUUCAUGCUGCAACAGAAGUGGAGGCAUAG